AUGGGCAGGAAUCAGGGCGCCUGGAGACGUCCGCUUGGCAGAGCCCGCAUCAAGGCUCCAUCGGUGGCCGUUUGGCAGCCCCUUCCCGUCUGGAUGAGACUGUAUUUCUACGGCAUGCAUGGCCUGACCCUGGACGUGGUGAGCUCGUCCCUCCGGCGCCUCCCGACCAGCCCGGACUACAGCCUGCUGGGCUUCUCAUCGCCCUACCGCUGCCUGCUGCACGCCCUGGCCCACCUGGCCCUGGAGAAGAUCUACCUGCAGAAGAAGAGCUUCCCGGACAAUGGCUUGGCGUUCCACUUCGUCUUCUACCCGUCCGUGUUCGUGGGCCUGCAGAUCCUGCUCCGGAAGACGCUGCUGCAGUGCUGCCCCCACGAGCGGCCGCUGAGUGCGGCGGAGCUGGGGCUGCAGUACGGACUGGCCGUCUAUUACUGCCAAGGCUUUCUCCGGAGCUUCCUCCGACUCCACUACAGCCCCAACCUGGAGGGACCCGGAGCCGCCGACUGUGCCAGCGCCGGACACCGGCUGCCUCUGCUGCUGCGCUUCGUCUUCUUCGGCAUGCACGGCUUCCUGGACGAAGUGUUCUUCACGUCCGUCUUCAAUGUGAUGGAGAAUGCGGGCCAACCUCUGAGCGGACACACGUCCCUCUGGUCCUUCUUCAUCUACGGCAGCUGCAGCCUGGUGGUGGAGAAGCUCUACUUCUACCUGGGUUCCAGCAGAGGAUGGGGCGCCUGGAGGAGGCUGCCGGUCUACAUCGUCUUUGUCUACACCUGGGAGUUCUCCUGGGGCUUGGGACUGCGGACAUGGAACGCCUGUUCCUGGGAUUACUCGCACUACCCUUUGAAUUUUAUGGGGCUGGUGACCCUCAUGUACCUACCGGGCUGGAUAUUUCUGAGCUUUUACCAGGACCUGCUGUCCAAGGUGCUGAUGAGGAUACGCUACGUGUAG
Staurois parvus is the source of this 945-nucleotide messenger RNA. Lineage: Eukaryota; Metazoa; Chordata; Amphibia; Anura; Ranidae. The record is from the annotation of a GenBank genome assembly.